UAAUAUUUGUGUGGCCAUGUUGUCAGGUGUUGGAGAAAUUCAGGCUCGUUCUGCGAUGCAGUCUUUCCGAAGUCGCUCCUCAGUAUCUUCUGAGCACUCACUAGUCCAAGGGGAUGAGGAGGCAGGUCAUGAGCUGCGUGUUGUGGUAAACACAAAUGACCCAGAUUAUGAGGAUGUUUACUCUAUAGAGAGCUACGAUGAUCCCAUGGAGAAAAUUCUUGACAUUAUGCCCUCUGUCAAUCAGAGCCAAGUGAGAGAGAAAAGAGAGGUUAAAGGUGAAGAUCCGUGUGUCUUGGUGCUGGAUGAAGGCGGAUGCUCCAGAUACACUUUGCGCUGGUACUUUAAUGCUCAGGUGGGCGAGUGCAGACCCUUCAUCUAUAGCGGCUGCGGCGGAAAUGCUAACCGUUACACACAUAAAGAGGAGUGCGAAGAACACUGCCUACAACAGAGCAGAGAUGCUCUGAAGCCGAAUAUUGGACGGUAAUGACAGGACCAAACAUACACACACACACACACACACACACACACACACAUGGUCUCCAGGAUCUCAUCACAUCUCAUCUGAUGGAUCUCAUCACAUCCUAAACUAUCUUUAUUUGCACCGUUUUUAUUAUUCUUUAUAAUCCAUUUCUGCUUUUUUAUCUUUUUUUUAUUUAUUUGGUUUACCAUGUUCCAACAUAUCCAUUACAUUUCAUUCAUGAAUAAUUUAAUAUUUCCCAAACAGAUAUAUGUAUAUUUUUGAACGUGUUUUUUUUCUCUUGACCUUUGUUCUCCCCUCCACACAAAAACACAAUUUUGCCUACUUUUUUAAUAAAAUUAGAGACAUUUGCAGAUAUAUGGGGAAAAUAGAUAUCUUUAUAUUUGAUACAUGGCUGUAUUAAAUUUCACUUCGUUUCAUUAUUACACGCUUGUACCUAAAACAAUUGCGAUACUGCUCCUGAGUCCAUGACGUUGGUGAUACCAAAUGAACUAAGAGCAUAAAGAAUUUGGGCAGAUUUACAUAUUUUAUCCACAAUAUUUAUAUAGUGAACUGUUGCAAAUUGUUGACUCUGGUGUUUCAGCGAUGUUAUUGGUUUUAAUUCUGAAAUUUUCCUUCUCUUCUGCUCAUAGGACCAUUUUCAAAUGGUUUUUUAAAUGUACAUUUUCAAAAAUAUCCACAUACAUGUAUACGUAUAAAGCACAACAUCACUGAUGUCCAUGAAAAAAAAAUGAUUCCAACUGCUUUCAAAAGUGAAUCUAAAGGAGUAAUCAGUCGGUAGAUAAGCGUUUAAUGCAAUAAGCAGGAGUUUAGAGUCGACUCUACGUUCAUACCCCAGGCUGCUCUGAUCCAGCCCGUCAUCAUGGAUUCCUCCUCCUCUGUUUUACUAUUGCACUCUCAUCUCACUCAUUUUCUACCUCGGGUCACGGGGAGCCUGUGCCUAUCUCAGGGUCAUCGGGCAUCAAGGCAGGAUACACCCUGGACGGAGUGCCAACCCAUCGCAGGGCACACACACACUCUCAUUCACUCACGCAAUCACACACUACGGACAAUUUUCCAGAGAUGCCAAUCAACUUACCAUGCAUGUCUUUGGACCGGGGGAGGAAACCGGAGUACCCGGGGAGAACAUGCAAACUCCACACACACAAGGCAGAGGUGGGAAUCGAACCCCCAACCCUGGAGGUGUGAGGCGAACGUGAUAACCACUAAGCCACCAUGGCCCCCUUACUAUUGCACCAGAUUUAAUAAAAAAAAGUUUGAGUAUGUUAAAGGUUACUGCCAUUUAAGUAAGUUAUCUAGAUAUAAAUCACUAGAUAGUGUUUGGUGCCAGAAAUGUACGUUUUACAGAACAACUAGCUGGUGACUGUUACUCACAAACCAGACUUUCUGAGUUUCAGAAAAAAUCAGAAUUUUUUUUAUUGAACAAAUACAAUGCUCUUAGUCAAUCCAGAAUUGUGGAUAAACCUCAAACCUGAAUAUUUCAGGAAGUUAAACUGGGGUUUUGGCUUUCAUAAGAGAAUAUCUACUGUAUGUGUGCAGAUUUAUUGGGCAACUAUUAUUGUGCAGAAUUAUUAUGCAACUAAAUUAAAAAAAAUAACAUUUUCCACCUCACUUGUUUAUUUAUCUGUUAAAGUGAGAAUACAGUCUCUCUCAUCUCAUCUGUCCAUAAACCUGUCCUCAGAUAUUUCUUGGCCCAGUCUUGAUAUUCCAGCUUCAGUGUCUUGUUCAGUGGUGGUCGGGUGUCAGCUUUCUUUACCUUGUCCAUGUCUUUGUGCACUGAACACCUUGUACUGUACCUCUGGGCAUCCCGGAUAGGUUGUAGUUCUAGAGUAUGACAGCACUGGAGGAUAACGAAGUUCCUGCUAGCUUCACAUUUGAUUCUUCUCAAAUUAAUUUAAUUAGUUAAUUAGCAGUUAAUUUUUGCGUCUUUUUUCCCGUCACGUUUCUUGCGACCUUGUUGACUAUUUGCAACAAAACAAUUCAUGGUUCUGUGAUCACACCCCAAAACUCUUACCUAAGUGCUGCAUUUCUUCUUUUUCUUCUUCUUCUUCUUCUUCUUCUUCUUAUUAUUAUUAUUAUUAUUAUUAUUUUUUUUUUUUUUUUAUUUUUUUUUUUUAUACACACAUCAAUUACACAUCACCUGAUAUGAUUAAAUCCAGUAAGCAUUCAUGUUUCUACUGUUGGAGUUGGAAAAUAUGCAUAAAAAUGUGAUGAAAUACUCUAUACUUGUGCACACAGUGUACUGUAUGUGUUGAAAUUUUAGUCAUUUUGCUAAACGUGUUAAUUUUUUUCUUUCAGUAUGGAGAAUUUUGUACAUCCUGUAUUUAUCUUGCAUUAUUGACUCCAUAGUCCACACAUUACGAUUAUACAGAUCGAACUUUCCCCUUCAUGUAUGCUGUGUUUCCGUUCAGUUUUUGCUCCUGUUUUUACUAUGGUGCUAAAAGACACAGGACCUGUAGUACACACAGACUGCAGCAGGUUUCUGCCGGUGAAUCAAAUCCAUCACCUGCUUUAUAAUAAUACAUUCUGCAUUAGCAUGUUUAAAAAAGUGCUAUUUGUAUUGUUUUAUCAGCGUGGGCUGGGUAUUGACUAAAAAUGUUCGUGCAUCUCUAGUUGCAAUAUUACAGAAGUGAUGAUACGUCUGCUUACAUGUGCAGAAUCACUGCCAUAUUUGCAGCUGCUAUUUUUAGUACACAGUCAGUCUCUGGUGUAUAGAGAAGCUGUAACUGUAAAUAUAGAACUGUUUUUUUUUCCCCCACGAAUGUUUCUUGAAUUGCAUGUUCACUUUGCUUUAAAAACUAAUAAAGACAAAUGGUGCUAUUUUUCAGACAUAUUUAUAACAUGGAUUGUACUUGAUGUCAUUUUGUAUGUGGUAAAAAUGAUGAUUAAAAUUUUCAGUUUGUCUGAA
Tachysurus vachellii is the source of this 3386-nucleotide messenger RNA. RefSeq lists its product as uncharacterized. The transcript has 5 exons. Lineage: Eukaryota; Metazoa; Chordata; Actinopteri; Siluriformes; Bagridae. Bases 17 to 484 code for a protein of 155 amino acids. The record is from RefSeq and is a predicted model, not a curated record. Gene Ontology annotation, molecular function: serine-type endopeptidase inhibitor activity.